AUUCGGACACCCGGUCAGAAUUGGGUUCGGGCUGCAAAGCCUAUGUAUGUGUUUCUCUCCAGCCAUGUCGCGUCGAAGUAUGAGAUUGCUCACCAACGGCUACUACCGCGAAAAUGGUGAAAUAUACAACGAAACACAUAGCCCUCAGCAGCAGGUCUCUUACCGAGAGAGCCCCCUCAGAGGUGUCAGGGUGUUUAAGAAGAGGACGGGGUCUAGCAGGAGGGAGGUGUCCAGCAGUAACAGGUUUCAGGUGCCGGCCCCCCCUGCCACUGCAGCUGCCGUCUCCAGCGUCUCCGCCCCCAGCUUCUCACUAGGCUCCAUGGCCAGCGAGGAGCAGUACAGCGGUGUGGCGUCUGCCUUGAGGGCGGCUGUCCAGAGCCAGAGCCUGAACGAGGUCCAGACCUGCGGCCUCUCUGAUGAGCCCCUUGAGCCAGAGCCCCUUCUGUCUGAAGUGCCCUCUGUCGCCGCCCUGCCUGACGCGCCGAACAUUACGUCUGGCUACUCGUCCUCAGAGGAGACGGAGGUCUCCCGCUCCUCCUGGAACAGGAACAGGAAACGCAUCAUCACCAGGAUCCGACGCUCCUCCAGUGAGUAUGGCGGUUGGGCGGUCUGCGGCGAUCCUGACGCAGAGCAGCCAGUAGAGCCAGGCUUCACACGAGUGCUGUUUGGAGGUCUUCUCCAGCUCUGCUGCUACAUCCUGGGUCUCUUCAGGGAUGUGCUCCUCCCUAGCAAGGACAACCAGCUCGUAAAGAGGCCAAUACUGACUCUUUUGACUCUGACUCUUUUGGCUACUGGUGAGUCCUUUUCGUAUCUGUAG
Molecule: messenger RNA, 817 nt
Organism: Engraulis encrasicolus (European anchovy)
Lineage: Eukaryota; Metazoa; Chordata; Actinopteri; Clupeiformes; Engraulidae
Exons: 7
Coding region: 47-817 (256 amino acids)
Source: RefSeq, a predicted model, not a curated record